Phytomonas sp. EM1 is the source of this 810-nucleotide messenger RNA. The record is from the annotation of a GenBank genome assembly. NCBI's taxonomy places the organism in Eukaryota, Euglenozoa, Kinetoplastea, Trypanosomatida, Trypanosomatidae.
AUGGGAAAGUAUGCAAUCACCGUCAUAGGCCCAGCGGGCUCAGGCAAGAGCACACUCUGUGGGGUUCUGGCGGAGCAUUACGCCAGCAAAGGCCGUUCGACGCACAUCGCCAACGUCGAUCCCGCCGCGGAGGAGCUGCCGUAUGACCCCUCGAUCGACGUGCGGGAUUUGAUUUCCCUUGAGGAUGCGAUGGAGGGGAAGGGGCUAGGACCGAAUGGCGGGCUCGUCUUCUGCAUGGAGUAUCUCGUUACGACGGGUUUACCGUGGCUGCGUGAUCAGCUCGGCGAUUAUGCGGAGGAUUUUGUGAUAUUCGACAUGCCAGGGCAGGUUGAGGUGUCGUCUACUCACCCCGCCGUGCCCGCGUUCGUGAGUUUUCUUCAGCAAGAGGGGUACCAUACCACGGUGCUCUACCUGCUAGACGCCCUGGCAACCACCGUAGAUGGUGGUAAAUUCAUCUCAGGCUGCCUUUUCUCGCUUUCUAGCAUGGUGUGCUUUGAGUGCCCUUUUAUUAAUGUGCUCACUAAGUGCGACUUGCUCGAUCAGGCGUUUCAGGACGAAGUGCUCGAGCAUUUUUGCAUGUGUGAUUUGGACCACUUAGAUCUCUCACGGCUCCCACCGCAGUGGCGGAAGAUGGUGCGGCAAAUCAGCUCUAUCAUCGAUGAUUACAAUUUGGUCACUUUCAAGCCCAUGAACAUUCAAGAAAAUGUCUACAUAAGUAACUUUUGCGCGCUGCUAGACGAGACGCUACAAGUGGUCGACGAGGCGGAGGUGAAAGACUUUGACAUGUAUGCGGAGGAGACGGGAGAAUGA